CCGAUCGCCGGAUCAUCAGUACGCGUCGAGACUUUUGACGGAGCACUUGUUCCCUCGCCACGAGUGAAACGCAGCUAGUGCACCUCUUUCCAUUUUUCCUGUUCGUUAAGCGAGUUUUUAACGACGAUGAGGAGUGUUUGCGGUGCCGUCCUUAUGCUCGGAUUGAUAGCGCUUGCGCGCGGUUUUCCAGGUGCAGGUCGUGAUGCGUCAUCGUCGGAGGUCGACGACAGCAAGAACGACGGCGUUGUAUUGUUGAUGCCGCACAGAGGUAUCUUCGACGCCUUCGACGACGACGACGACAGUGAUGCCGAUGACGAUACGAUGGGUACUAGCAUGUGGCCUCCGUUCCACUUCAACAGCAAUCCAUUCAAUGACCUGUUCGUCAGGAUGCAAGACGCGAUGAAUAAAAUCCGAGCGCAGAUGGCCGCCGCCUUGCACGGACAAUUCGGACAGGCUGGACUAACGCCAUGGGGCAAGAUCCCCGAGGGCGCUAACACCACCUCUACCACUAAGGUAAUCGAUGGGCACGCAGUGACCAUCAACGAGACAACCUACAGCGACGGCGACGACAACAGCGGCACCAUAAUCCGCGUUCGCGUUGUGGACAUCAAGCCACUGAAUGAGACGACCGACGCGAUUGCUGACGGCGAUACUACGACGACGACCAAGCCAAAGGAUGACGAAAACGUCGGCAGCGAGCAGGUCGACAAGGAACGCGAGGAAUUGACGACGCCCAAGGCUCGCGAAACCGAGACUCUUGAGGAUUUCAACAACGAGAUUCCCAAGAAUCAAUUCGAGACCCUCGACGCUUAAACGUUUGCGUCUUUACGUUUUUAUUAUUUAUUUGAAGUCUCUUUUUCUCUCUGUCCGUUGUUAUGCAUUCCGUGAACUAUUAGUAAUACAUGAAAAACGCACAUGAUACUUUGCCGAUAAUCAUGGUAUUUAUAAUGUUUAAUCGUAUUUUUUAUUCGAGAUCGGAAGCACGAAGGAGGUCGAGACUAUACUAGCGAGUUUACUUAGAAUUCGCGCUAUAGUGCGAUUUUUAUUGACUGGCGACGAGUGUUUUAUUUUUUUUUUCUUUUUUAUGUUUGAGCGUUGAUUGAGCUUUCAUUUUCCUAUGAUGAUGACGAUGUAUGUUCUGUGACAAUACUUUUUAUUCCAAUAAAGUACGUAUGUUAUCAUGA
Molecule: messenger RNA, 1184 nt
Organism: Phymastichus coffea
Lineage: Eukaryota; Metazoa; Arthropoda; Insecta; Hymenoptera; Eulophidae
Gene: vir-1
Product: icarapin-like
Exons: 4
Coding region: 127-813 (228 amino acids)
Source: RefSeq, a predicted model, not a curated record